AUGAAGAUGAUGGGCGCCGUGAGGAAGAUACCGCUCAGUCGCAGUCUGGACGACUUUACGGACACAGCCCAUAUGUGCAGCCCGCACCAGCCGACGCCGGACAGAGGCCGCAGCCGGACGCCGGAGCCCGAGUCCUCGCCCCAGCCGUGUCCCAACUGUCGAGCCGGUAUGGCGGGCGGGGCAGUCAGGGCUGCGUCGCCCUCCCCCUCCGCCGGUCGAGCGUCGGGCGGGGCCGGUAGAGGUCCCUCGCCCUCCCCGUCUGCUGGCCACGGGGCCGGCAGAGCUCCCUCGCCCUCCCCUUCCGCCGGCCGGGCUGCGGGCCAGGGUCUCCGCCAGGACCUGGGGGCUCGCUCUGGUGCCGUGUCGCCACAGUUUGAGUUCGAGAUGCCCUCCUGCUCGACGGCCACCGUCUCUGAGACCAGGGCUGUGUUCGACCGGCGACCGGGGAGUCCCCGCUCGGGGACACCGGUGCGUUCUGCCCCGUGCACGCCCUCAGAACCGCCGCCUGCACCGAGUUACGCAGCGCCCGGCCCGGCGCCCGUGCAACCACCGCCGCCGGUACCCACCUACAACCGGUUCGCAGGCAGCAGCCGCAGCAGCAGCGCGGCGCAGCGGCCCCCCUCGGUGGCGGCCCCGCCCUCAGCCGGCAACACCGUGUGGGGAAAACGUUUGGCGACCACAUCAUCGGCACCGGCCCCAUUCAUGCAGGAGAUGCAGAACAGAGGAGCCAGGCAGGAAGACGAGGACGCGCCACCCUUCAACUUCCAGGUCAGCUGA
Amphibalanus amphitrite is the source of this 777-nucleotide messenger RNA. RefSeq names its product transcription initiation factor TFIID subunit 4-like. The transcript has 4 exons. Bases 1 to 777 code for a protein of 258 amino acids. The record is from RefSeq and is a predicted model, not a curated record. NCBI's taxonomy places the organism in Eukaryota, Metazoa, Arthropoda, Thecostraca, Balanomorpha, Balanidae.